AUGGCCGGAGGUCAUCUCCAAGUGCUCGGGGCACUCGACCUUGCCAAGACGCGGUGGUAUCACUUCACGGCCACCGUCAUUGCUGGCAUGGGCUUCUUCACCGACGCCUAUGAUCUCUUCUGCAUCUCCCUCGUCACGAAGCUCCUUGGCCGCAUCUAUUCCUUCGACCCCAAUCGCCCGGGACGCUCCCGCCCAACGUGGCUCGGCGACAAGCUCGGCCGCAAGAAGGUGUAUGGCAUGACGCUCAUGCUCAUGGUCAUCUGCUCCAUCAUCUGCCUCGGCUUUGGUAUCGGCGGCGACUACCUGCUCUCCGCCACCAUCAUGUCGGAGUACGCCAACAAGAAGACCCGUGGCGCCUUCAUCGCAGUCGUUUUCACUACGCAGGGCUUCGGCAUCCUCACAGGCGGAAUCGUCUCCAUCAUCAUCUCCGCCGCCUUCAAGGAGCGCUUCGACUAUCCGGCCUACAGGGACGACCGCGCCGGCUCGACCGUCCCGGAAGCCGACUACAUCUGGUGCACAACUCUCAUGCUGGGCGCCCUCCCGGUUGCCUUAACCUACUACUGGCGGAUGAAGAUGCCAGAGACCGCGCGAUACACUGCUCUUGUUGCCAAGAACGCGAAACGGGCGGCACCCGAAUGUCGAGGUAUUAUCCGACAGGCUCAAGCGUGCUCCCCACUUACCUCGGGAUCGAUCGGCCUCGUGUGCAGCCAGCGAGCUGCCUCGCUGCCUCGGUCACUCGGCCUCAUGCGCAGCAAGCAGCCCGCUGCCUCGGCCACUUGGCCACAUACGCAGCCAACGAGCUGCCUCGCUGCCUCGGUCACUCGACCUCAUGCGCAGCAAGCAGCCCGCUGCCUCGGCCACUUGGCCACAUGCGCAGCCAACACGCUGCCUCGCAGCCUCGGCCCUCGGCCACUCGGCCUCAUGCACAGCAAGCAGUCUCGCUGCCGCGGCCACUCGGCCUCGUGCGCAGCCAGCGAGCAGUCUCGCUGCCGCGGCCACUCGGCCUCGUGCGCAGCCGGCGAGCUGCCUCGCUGCCUCGGUCACUCGACCUCAUGCGCAGCAAGCAGCCCGCUGCCUCGGCCACUUGGCCACAUGUGCAGCCAACACGCUGCCUCGCAGCCUCGGCCCCUCGGCCCUCGGCCACUCGGCCUCAUGCACAGCAAGCAGCCCGCUGCCUCGGCUCCUCAGCCCCAUGCGCAGCAAGCAGCCUGA
This is a messenger RNA of Musa acuminata AAA Group (dessert banana), 1212 nucleotides long. Its product is annotated as probable inorganic phosphate transporter 1-4. Bases 1 to 1212 code for a protein of 403 amino acids. Lineage: Eukaryota; Viridiplantae; Streptophyta; Magnoliopsida; Zingiberales; Musaceae. Gene Ontology annotation, biological process: transmembrane transport. Gene Ontology annotation, molecular function: transmembrane transporter activity. Gene Ontology annotation, cellular component: membrane. The transcript has 2 exons. The record is from RefSeq and is a predicted model, not a curated record.